AUGGCGGCACCGACGGCAGCCACAGUACGGACACGUACGGCCCUAGAACUUCCAGCAUCUGACGCGCAGUUGCGGGAGUGGAUCAGGACCAGAGUGAAAGAAGAAUUCCAGGACGAACUUUUCAUCUUCUUCAAAAAUGAAGAAUCCGUCGUGAUUGACAACAUGUUUGAGUGGAGUGAGUCGUGGCACCAGGCACGAAUGCGUCAGAUGUUAUUCUUCCUCCAGGUUGACCCAAAACAUUGGGAAUGGUCUAGUAAAAAAGGCAGAGACGAGGCACGAAAAAAGGCGAACGAGGUAGUGCAUCGGCCAAAUAUCGCGGUCGACUGUCUGGUCAACGAGUCGAGGCAAUGGAAAUCAUGGAUAGAAACCGACAACAUUUUUGAGAACGUGUAUCAAAUGCGCAGAGAAGAUGCAAGAAGGAUCAGAGAUAUGGCUACUUCGUUUGAUCAAGCCAUCCCCGAGGAUAUAAAAGCCGCAUUUGCCUGGUCCUUGCAGUUCAUCGAUCGAUAUCUCGACUGGAAGCAAAAUGUUUGUCAGCAGGAAGGGAAGCUUUAUCGCAAUUCUUCUUAUAAUCCUGAUACUAGUGUCCCUUUACCUCCUCGUCAUCACAGAAAUGAGAGUGAUUGGAUGCCUUCGCUUGCAGCGCGUUUGCAAGAAUACGAGGCUCGAUUUCGUGUUUUUCUGAAUCGUCUGGAGGAAAUUCUGGCAGAAGCUGAGCAACCCGCGACUAAUGCCGACGGAGAGGCUACCCGUGGAAUCGAGCCGGCCACGUGGGAUGGCUUUGACUUGGCGGUUCAAGCCAUCGUCGAACGUGUCAGACAAUCGAAUUUGAGGCAGGUGUACAUCCCGGCGGAAGAUAUGCCUAUAUGGCCAGCAUCUCAAGGGGCCUCUGAUUUCACUGCAAAACCGCCACGACCAGUUUCCGCCUGUCGGCCAAAAAAGAGGAGGAGAGGCGCUGAGGAGACAGGCGAUGAUUCCACUACCGGUGGAGGUAAAAGGCGAAGCUGA
Molecule: messenger RNA, 1008 nt
Organism: Pestalotiopsis fici W106-1
Lineage: Eukaryota; Fungi; Ascomycota; Sordariomycetes; Amphisphaeriales; Sporocadaceae
Exons: 1
Coding region: 1-1008 (335 amino acids)
Source: RefSeq, a predicted model, not a curated record